CGCUGCCAAGCAAGGCAGGAGACGCCUGGCGCGCCCUCCCCGCACGUGUCGCGCGCAAGUCGUCCUUCUCCUCGCCCCUCGCUUCGCUUUCCGCUUUUGCGCGUCAGCCGCGGCGCGGGCGCGCGGCGGCCACCAUCGCAUGUGAAAAGGAACCCGCCACCUCCUCGGCUCCUUCCUCCCUCCCCACGGCGGGCCGCCCACCGAAACCCAAAACCCACCCCGAACCUUCCAGUUCCUUGCCCCCAGCUCCAUCCAUGGCCCCGCCCCCGUCCGUGGCCGCUGCCCACGACUGCGACGACCCCUCCCUCCGCCUCCGCCGCGCCGACGGCGGCUCCUCCGGCGGCUCCUCCGGCGUCCACGGAGAGGCGCGUCCGCAGGAGCAGCCGCAGCGGCAGCACGAGAUGCCCUGCUACCGGGCGUCCGCGCCCGCACACCGCCGGGUGAAGGAGAGCCCGCUCAGCUCCGACGCCAUCUUCCGACAGAGCCAUGCAGGUCUUCUGAAUCUAUGCAUUGUUGUGCUGAUUGCAGUGAACAGCAGGCUCAUUAUCGAGAACUUAAUGAAGUAUGGCUUAUUAAUAAGAGCUGGAUUUUGGUUUAGUGCAAGAUCGCUGGGAGAUUGGCCACUUCUGAUGUGCUGCCUAACUUUACCAAUUUUCCCACUUGCUGCACUCAUGACCGAGAAGUGGGCUCAAAGAAAGCUCAUUCGUGAUCAUGUGUCUAUUCUUCUCCAUAUCAUUAUUACAGCCACUGUCCUUAUCUAUCCGGUUGUUGUGAUUCUUAAGUGUGAAUCAGCAGUAUUAUCUGGAUUUGUGUUAAUGUUCAUUGCAAGCAUUACUUGGUUGAAGCUUGUCUCUUUUGCUCAUACAAAUCAUGAUAUAAGGGUAUUGUCCCAAAGUAUUGAAAAGGGUGCUACACAUGGCAGUUCCAUCGAUGAAGAAACCAUUAAAGGUCCAACUACCAACAGUGUUGUGUAUUUCAUGUUGGCCCCAACACUUUGUUACCAGCCAAGUUAUCCCCGGACAGCAUUUGUUAGGAAAGGCUGGGUGGCCCAGCAGCUUAUAAAAUGCAUAGUUUUUACAGGCUUGAUGGGCUUCAUAAUUGAGCAAUACAUUAAUCCAAUUGUGCAGAAUUCCAAGCAUCCAUUGAAAGGAAAUUUCUUGGAUGCUAUUGAGAGAGUCCUGAAACUCUCAGUGCCGACAUUGUAUGUAUGGCUUUGUAUGUUCUAUUGCUUUUUCCAUCUGUGGUUGAAUAUUCUUGCCGAACUCCUCCGUUUUGGUGAUCGUGAAUUCUAUAAGGACUGGUGGAAUGCCAGAACAGUUGAAGAGUACUGGAGAAUGUGGAAUAUGCCUGUUCAUAAGUGGAUCGUUCGACAUAUAUAUUUUCCAUGCAUAAGGAAUGGCUUGUCAAAGGGUUGUGCCAUUCUCAUCUCAUUUCUUGUUUCAGCUGUAUUUCAUGAGCUAUGUAUUGCUGUUCCGUGCCACAUUUUCAAACUAUGGGCAUUUUCUGGAAUCAUGUUUCAGAUUCCCCUGCUAUUCUUGACGAAGUAUCUUCAAGAUAAGUUCAAGAAUACAAUGGCGGGCAACAUGAUAUUUUGGUUCUUCUUCAGCAUAGUUGGGCAGCCAAUGUGUGUUCUCUUGUACUACCACGAUGUCAUGAACAGACAAGCUCAGACAAAUGGCUAGUUCUGUUUUAGAAGUGCACUAUAACACAGAUCAUCUGAAGGAAAUAGGCCCGAGGCAUCGGAGCGGCGGCCUCCUUAACGUUUCGCCAUCGGUUGUUAGAGCUUGCUAUGCUACGAAUCCAUGCUAGUCAGCAUGAUAUGUUCCUGAUAUGCUCAGACAAAUACUCCCUCCGUCGGGAAAUACUUGUCUAAGAAAUGAAUAAAAUGGAUGCAUCUAUAACUAAAAUAAGUCUAGAUACAUGCAUUUUUAGGACAAGUAUUUCCGGACGGAGGGAGUAGUUGGUUAGCUCGCCACGUUGUGUAUGAUAUGCCGGGGCAUUGGGGUUAAGUUGUGUGUACCGAAGAUAUCCCAGUGAUGCAGCUGAAGAUAACACGAUCCUUCUGACAUAUGUACCCUGUAUGCCUUGCGGCUCAUGUGCCAGCAGAGUUAUGUACAUGAUGCCCUGUUAGAUGUGAAGUGUAUGUAUAGCGUAUGAUGCAACUCGCCUUUGAGGUCUGGAUGAGCGGAAGGUUCCCCUUGAGAGAGAAUAGUUGCAUA
Molecule: messenger RNA, 2219 nt
Organism: Hordeum vulgare subsp. vulgare (domesticated barley)
Lineage: Eukaryota; Viridiplantae; Streptophyta; Magnoliopsida; Poales; Poaceae
Product: diacylglycerol O-acyltransferase 1-2-like
Exons: 16
Coding region: 255-1682 (475 amino acids)
Biological process (GO): triglyceride biosynthetic process
Cellular component (GO): endoplasmic reticulum membrane; chloroplast envelope
Molecular function (GO): diacylglycerol O-acyltransferase activity
Source: RefSeq, a predicted model, not a curated record